Tripterygium wilfordii is the source of this 1410-nucleotide messenger RNA. RefSeq names its product glucose-induced degradation protein 8 homolog. Gene Ontology annotation, molecular function: protein binding. NCBI's taxonomy places the organism in Eukaryota, Viridiplantae, Streptophyta, Magnoliopsida, Celastrales, Celastraceae. The transcript is spliced from 7 exons. Gene Ontology annotation, biological process: cell surface receptor signaling pathway; cytoskeleton organization. Bases 230 to 877 code for a protein of 215 amino acids. Gene Ontology annotation, cellular component: cytoplasm. The record is from RefSeq and is a predicted model, not a curated record.
AUGAGUGCAGAGAAAAGCGGAGGCAGUAUCGGCUCGUAAUCUGCAAAAGUUCCGUGGCUGAGGAUGAUACGUAGAGAUCAGUGUCCGAACCAUCUUAUAUUAGCGCUUGUAAGCACGGAGACGGAGAGCUGAACAACGUACCACAAAGAAAGAAUAAUCUCUCUUCCGACUGCAAAACCUAAAAACUCCCCGCUUUCGUCGUCUAUCGUUAACUGAUACUCGCACAAUCAUGGACUUCGGUCCUCGUUACUAUGAUAACGUUGCAGUCAAUGACAAUGAUAUCCAUAAUGUAGUUCUGUCAUAUCUCGUGCAUAAUUGCUACAAAGAAACUGUGGAAUCAUUCAUUACUUGUACUGGAAAGAAGCAGACAGCUGACCAUCUCGAUGACAUAGAGAAAAGAAAGAGAAUUUUUCAUUUUGCAUCAGAGGGAAAUGCGCUACAGGCCCUUGAACUGACGGAAGAGCUGGCACCUGACUUACUGGAGAAAAAUCAGGAUUUGCAUUUUGAUCUUCUAAGUCUUCGAUUUGUUGAGCUUGUCUACUCUAGAAAGUGCACAGAAGCGCUUGAGUUUGCUCAGACCAAGUUGACCCCUUUUGGGAAUGUUCAAAAAUAUGUGGAAAAGCUUGAAGAUUUCAUGGCUUUGCUUGCUUAUGAGGAUCCAGAAAAGUCCCCAAUGUUUCAUCUGCUUAGCUUGGAGUACCGGCAGCGCGUUGCAGAUAAUUUGAACAGUGCAAUUCUUGCGUACGCAAACAAGCCAAGUUAUAUAGCUAUGGAGAGACUGAUACAGCAGACCACGGUAGUUAGACAAUACUUGAGUCAAGAGCAUGGAAAGGAUGGGCAUCCCCAAUUUUCUCUAAAGGAUUUUCUUAAAAGCUAAGAUGAGCAAAUAUGAGAAGCAGUACUUACCAGUAAUGGUCGUUACUGGGUUGUUUCAGUCUAAGACGGUAAUCAUACGUGCACAAUUGAAGAUGUUUCUCUAAAGGGCUCUCUCAUAGAUCUGGGUUCCCUCCAUUUGGCAAGGUAAGCCUUAUUCAUCAUUGGCCCCAAAAGCUAGUGCAAUCGGGUUCAAUGCCCUUCAGAUUGGUUCAGUAUUGACUGGUGGUUCAGUCGGUACAAUGUGUGGGUUUGUUAUUUUUCAUUGGUUAUAUAAAUCAUAGUAGUUUGUAAUUUAUUAAUUUUGUGAAAUCUAGGAGAGGAGUUUUGCUGUCUUGUGGUAAAGCAAAACUGACAAAUGGAUAUGUUUGGGUUUUAUGUUUUUGAAAUUCCCUUUUUGUCCCCUCUAGAUAAGGCCCCUGGUUAUACUCCAAAGUCCAAAUUGUAGUUGGAGUUUUCUUAAAUGUGAUCCGAAAAUGUCCAGGUUCGGAAAAGAAUAUUGAUUUGAAACCACUAGGAAUGUUCGAAUCGGACAAA